Messenger RNA from Xiphias gladius (swordfish), 1922 nucleotides. RefSeq names its product diacylglycerol O-acyltransferase 1-like. Gene Ontology annotation, molecular function: diacylglycerol O-acyltransferase activity. Gene Ontology annotation, cellular component: endoplasmic reticulum membrane. The transcript is spliced from 18 exons. Lineage: Eukaryota; Metazoa; Chordata; Actinopteri; Istiophoriformes; Xiphiidae. The record is from RefSeq and is a predicted model, not a curated record. The coding region runs from base 1 to 1518 and encodes 505 amino acids. Gene Ontology annotation, biological process: triglyceride biosynthetic process.
AUGUAUCCGGACAUGGAUUCAACCAACUCUGAUCAGCUUUCCACUGCAGAUGAACCCUCAGACUCAGAGAUGGUUGUGAUGAGGAAGAGGUUCGCCUCUGUCUGCUCCUCUUCUUCGGCUGAGGAAAACAGUGCAGGCCUCUAUGACAGUGCUCCCAUUUCUGCCUCUGAUCCACCCAGUGAACAAGAACAUCCCUAUGCAUCUCUGCUCUGUUGCCACAGCGUCCAAGACUCUUUGCUAAGCUCCAACAGCAGCUUUACCAGAUACAGAGGCAUCCUCAACUGGAUCAUCAUUCUCUUGGUCCUGACUCAUGCUCACUUGUUUUUGGAGAAUUUCAUACAACAUGGCUUUUUAAUAGAUGUCAAAAAGGUCUUUAAGCAUCUCAUUGAGGACAACUGCAACUGGCCAUCUUUCAGCAUCAUAUUGCGUGCCAACAUAUUUGCCAUUAAAGCUUUGCUCCUUGAAAGGUCUCAGGAAAAGGGUAUGCUGUCCCCCACCAACGGUCAUCGUUUACAUCUCGCAAAUCUAGGGUUGCUCCUGCUAUUUCCUUCUGCAGUCAUUGUACAUGAGCCUACAACAUCAACUGGUGGAGCAUUCUUCUGUCUCUGGUUCUACACUGUUCUGGGGAUGAAGCUUUACUCAUACCAGGAAGCUAAUCGCUGGUACCGACAGGCUCAUUUAACUGAUGCAGAUAAAGAUCAGAAUGGAUCCGUCACACAGAAAGCCCACAAUGAGCAUCUGACUUACCAAGAUCUGUAUUAUUUCCUCCUUGCCCCCACUCUGUGCUACCAGAGAGAUUUCCCAUGUACUCCUAAGGUCCGCAUCAAUAAGGUACUGCACUGGCUGCUGGAAAUGGUGAUCGUUAUCCAGAUCAUGGUCGGCAUUGUACAGCAGUGGAUUGAACCCAUCUUCCAGAGAUCAGAAAACUCAUUCUCUAGUAUGGACAUUACUAUGAAACUGGAGCACCUGGUGGGACUGGCGGCACCAACACAUUUCCUCUGGCCCCUCUUCUUCUUCAUGAAUCACUCCUACCUGAAUUUCUGUGCAGAACUGCUGCGCUUCGGUGAUCGGCAUUUUUAUGGAGACUGGUGGAAUGCUACAACUCUGAUAACUUUCUGGAAAAUUUGGAAUAUUCCCUUUCAGAAAUGGUGUCACAGACAUGUAUACACACAGCUAGUGGAAAAGAAUGUGCCAUCGUCACGAGCAGAGUUACUUGUCUUCUUGAUGUCUGCAGCUAUUUGUGAGUAUACGAUUGCACUGCCUCUGCAUAACUGUCGUCUUUGGAUCUUUCUUGUGAUGGUAUUCGAGCUUUUGAUUGCAGUAUUCCUCAGAGACUAUUUCCAGGGAAACUAUGGCAACGGUUUAGUGUGGCUGUGCCUUCUGCUGGGCCCACCUCUGGCUGUGGUCACCUACUUUCACGACCACUACAUUAGCUGUCAUCAUUGUCAUCAGUCAUCAACCUCACCACUGAUAUCAGACCACCAUCUUCCCAGCAGAGUUUGUCUGCAGCCUCAAUGAUCAUGGAGAAAUGUCUGAAAUAAAUCUGUCAUCACAGACGUCUCUUUCUUUAUUUGUCAGCAGGAUGACGCAAAAAGUACUAAACUGAUUUGCACCUAACUUGGUGGAGGAAUGGGGCAAUGGGCAGGGAAGAACUCAUUAAAUUUUGGUAUUUUUUCAAAUAUUUGGCCUUCGUGGAGGUAUGCACUCUGCUGAUUGCCAUUCUAGUAUUGUACUGUAUUUACGAGUAGACCAAGAGGAUACAACUGUCAUCCAAACCUCAUGUCUGUCCAAGGAUCUUUUCUGAUCUCUGGACAACCAUUUGUUAUUAUCUCCCUUGACCUCAACCCAGUUCAGCAAUAUACUGUAUAUAUAUUGUACAGACACAUUAAUGGACCUACUGACUUGCAUAUUAUCCUACUAUA